Molecule: messenger RNA, 873 nt
Organism: Mya arenaria
Lineage: Eukaryota; Metazoa; Mollusca; Bivalvia; Myida; Myidae
Product: neuroligin-4, Y-linked-like
Exons: 2
Coding region: 1-873 (290 amino acids)
Source: RefSeq, a predicted model, not a curated record
AUGGGACUCUGGGAUCAACGGCUUGCUUUUCAAUGGGUUAACGAUAACGUGGACGCUUUCGGUGGUGAUCCCAGUAGAAUCACUAUAUUUGUUGAAUCUGCUGGAGCCAUGAGUGCUCAUCUACACUCACUUUAUCCGGAAAAUAGAGGUUUAUUUCAGAAUGUUAUAUCAGAAAGUGGAACAGCGACAUUUCCAUUUGGUGUUGAUAGAGACCAUCUUCCGGCUACACGCAUAUUGGCUGAACAGCUUGAAUGUCGUACUGACACGAAUGAAGAUAUUUUCCUAUGUUUGGAAUCUGUCGAAACUAAGCGCUUUGUAGACGUGUUAGAAAAUAUUGCAGAUAAUGCAGUUCUUGCAGCACAGGUGCUUUUUGCGCCUUCUAUUGAUGGUGAAUUGAUUGUACGAUAUUACAAAGAAACAAUAAAGAUACCAGAUUGCGACGAGAUGAAGUUUAUGAGAGAAUUGAACUAUAUCAAUGGUGUAAAUGCGCAUGAAGGGGCGGUUUGGGUUCCUAUGCUUGCUGCAAAUCAAAAUGGUUCAAUAGACGACAUCAAAGUCAGCAAAGCAGUUGUGUCAAUGUUCAUGCCUAUGAUGUUAGGAUCGAUGUAUCCAGGUCAGAAUAUCCCCUCGGCAGUAAGCGAUUUGAUUGACUACGAGUAUACAAAUUGGGCAAACCCUGAGGAUUCAGGAGCAAUGGAUCCAAAUGGAGAUGGACCAGUCACGUGGCCUAAAUACACCCUUAAGACAAUGCAGCACUUAAUUAUUGAUGAGGAAGACUCUAUCGGACAAAGGUUAUACACGAAGGAGUAUCAGUUUGGGCGUGAGACUGUCCCUGCUCUUUUACAAGCAAUUGAAAAUGGCGGGCAUACAUGA